Molecule: messenger RNA, 677 nt
Organism: Klebsormidium nitens
Lineage: Eukaryota; Viridiplantae; Streptophyta; Klebsormidiophyceae; Klebsormidiales; Klebsormidiaceae
Source: the annotation of a GenBank genome assembly
AGCUUCCCGGGCCAAACUUACAUCCCGAGCGCAACCAGUUGCAACCGCUUCAACGUGAAAGUUGUGUGACAAGCCUGUCUGAUGUCAAGUAAUACAACCUCCUACUGCUGCUUCCCUGUCCUUGAAGUUGAAGUUGAAGCAGCCAUGGCGCCUCAUCAACACCUCCCUUUCGUCAACGCUGGCUGAGCGCGAAAGUCGUUUAGGCCGUUGGACCUUCUGACCGCCUCGAGUCUAUUGCCUUCGAAGCUUUCUCAGGUUUCUCCAGAAGGUAUCUUCAGCACAUCGGCAUUUCAGGGUUGCAGGCGCUGUGGUUUGAGAGCCUGUCAUCUUUCCGGUCACUUCAGAGAGGAUGUGAAAGAUGGGCGUCACUUCUGGUUGUUGUACGCAGCAGAUCUUUGUUUGCACGGGCUGAAGAAGCGAAGACCUGAAGGGAGCGCGGUCUGCAAGGGAGGAAAGAGGACAUGCAGGUUGUCAGGGCUGAGGAUGACAUUAGAGGCGACAUCCCAUCUGGAGCGGGGCCCUGCAACGAGACCUGGCAAGAACAUCAAGCAGCAACAAGAAGCCAUGUCCUGGACCUGAAGGUGCUCUCUUCCGAGCUUGCAUGCUCACAGAGAACUCUGGGAACAGCUAGGGUUUCCUCUAGAAGGCUGGAUUUCCUCCUUUUAGGUAUUUGGUAA